Messenger RNA from Polistes canadensis, 1669 nucleotides. Its product is annotated as CCA tRNA nucleotidyltransferase 1, mitochondrial. The coding region runs from base 254 to 1657 and encodes 467 amino acids. Gene Ontology annotation, molecular function: nucleotidyltransferase activity; RNA binding. Gene Ontology annotation, biological process: RNA processing. Lineage: Eukaryota; Metazoa; Arthropoda; Insecta; Hymenoptera; Vespidae. The transcript has 3 exons. The record is from RefSeq and is a predicted model, not a curated record.
AAAAUAAAUGAAAAAAUACUAAAAUUGUAUAAAUAAAUACAACUUGAUAAAGAUUAAAGAUAAUUAUAAUCCUAUAUUUAAUAUUAUAUUAUUAUUAUUAUUGUAAAUGUGUUUUUUAAAGAAAAACAGUAAUACUUAUUUAGACAAAUUGCAUAUAUAGUUUAAAUGUCACGUGUCUCGACGAAAUACAUUGUUAUAUUACUCUAAAUAAUAAUCGUUAUUCCUGUGAAAGUAAUAUAAUGUGUCAAUAAUUAUGGUAUUUUUGUUUAAAUUUCUACGGUUUACACAAUGCGCUUUUUGUCCAAAAUUAUCAUACCGGAAUAGUACAUUAAGAUAUUUAUGUUCAAUUAAAAGCAAAAGAAUAAGAGUUAGAAUGGAAAAUGCACCACCAUCCAGAGAUAAUCCCAUCAUCAUGAAAUUGGAUAAUUCUAUAUUUCAUUCUAUUUUCACACCGGAAUUAAAUGUUUUGUCAGAGUUAUUUAAAAAAUAUAAUUAUCCAUUGAGAAUUGCAGGAGGUGCUGUACGUGAUAUUCUCAUGGACUUAAAGCCAACAGAUCUUGAUUUCGCUACUACUGCUACGCCAGAAGAAAUGAAAAAUUUAUUUACAAAGGAAGAAAUAAGAAUGAUAAAUGCAAAUGGUGAAAAACAUGGUACUAUUACCGCAAGAAUUAAUGACAAAGAAAACUUUGAAAUUACUACUCUGAGAAUUGAUGUUGUAACUGAUGGUCGACGUGCCGAAGUAGAAUAUACCACUGAUUGGAAAUUAGAUGCUAAUAGACGAGAUCUUACUAUUAAUUCAAUGUUUCUUGACCUUACGGGCAAUGUAUAUGAUUAUUUUUAUGGUUACGAUGAUCUAAAAAAAAGAAGAAUUGUUUUUGUAGGUGAUCCUACAACCCGAAUACAAGAAGAUUAUCUUAGAAUCUUGAGGUUUUUUCGAUUCUAUGGUAAGAUUGCAAACAACCCCAAUGAGUUUGAUGAACAUACUAUAAAGGCAAUAAAGGAAAAUAUUUCAGGCUUAGAAUUUAUUUCUGGUGAGCGAAUAUGGUCUGAAUGGAAAAGAAUUUUAGAUGGAAAAUUUGGUGGAGAAUCAACAAUGAAAUUGAUAGAAUGUAAUGCUACAUUAUAUAUAGGGCUCCCAAAGAAACCAGAUAUAGAAAAUUUUAAGAAAGUUUAUUAUCGUGCGUUGAAUAAUUCACUUAAAUUACAUGCUAUAACUUUAAUUGCUUCAUUGUUGAAAGAUGAAGAAGAAGUAAUGCAUUUGCAUAGUAGAUUGAAGUUUUCUGCUUAUGAAAGAAAUUUAGCAUUAUUUUUAGUUCAACAUAGAGAACCAAAACCUUGUGAAAAACCAUUGAAGCCAUAUCAGCUUUUAAUAUUAAAUUCAAAGCUUAAAAUAUCAGAUACAAAAGAAUAUGUAUGCGAAUUGUUAAAAUAUAAAGGAAUGGUAGAAUUCUAUAAUAAUAUUAAUAAGUGGACAGUUCCUAAGUUUCCAAUAAAUGGUCAUAUGGUGAAAUCGUAUGUAUCGAAUGGAAAAAUGAUUGGACCAGUUUUACAAAAAUUAAAAGUAUUAUGGUUUGACAGUGAUUACAAAAUGAGUUCAGGUGAACUUAUAAAACAUAUAGAACCAAUAGUACAUGAACUGGAUGAAAAUAAAAAAUAAAUUUAAAAAAAA